Messenger RNA from Pectinophora gossypiella (pink bollworm), 657 nucleotides. RefSeq lists its product as uncharacterized. Bases 27 to 509 code for a protein of 160 amino acids. The transcript is spliced from 2 exons. The record is from RefSeq and is a predicted model, not a curated record. NCBI's taxonomy places the organism in Eukaryota, Metazoa, Arthropoda, Insecta, Lepidoptera, Gelechiidae.
UGCCUUCACUGCAUUGCUUCAGGAAAAUGGUCAAUCGCCUACUGCAUUUAACGGGCUCUUUCCACGCGUCAUCCGAGACUGGCCGCUCGGCGACCCGUGAUCCGGAGUUUGAAGAAGCCGUACUAGCCGUGCAGCCAACCCAAGGACUACCACGCGAACCUUACCACAUGCAACGUACGCCCGAGCUAAUUCCUGCUUACCUCGUGUGGCAUUCUGAGAAUGGUACCGAGUUCAAGUGGAAAGCUCACCAGACUUUGCUUCGAAAGUGUUGUGGACAGAUGAAGCGGCAGGUCUGUGCAUCGAACGGGGAUGACGACAUUUCGAACCUUUCUUGUAAAACUCGCCGACGUGCCGCCGACUCGGAUUGUUCCAAUCGGCCGCCGACUCCUUUUGACGUUGCCGCCAAAGCCGCCGCCCGCUCGAAUUUCGUACCUAUCGCGGCCGUGCGAGCGUCACGAGUACCAGGCGACCAGGACGCGCUAGGAGAUUUGUGUAGUGCCAAUAUUUGAGUGGAUUAAGAACAGUGACCUCAAUAGUGCUGUGCCGUGUUUUUUACAUGCUGGAAAUAUUAAAAUAUUUUUUUAACUGAAAUUUAAAAAAAUAUCAAAAGUGUUUUUUUUUAAUUGAAAUUUUGCAGAUAAGAUCUACAUAAGGUAU